CGUAAAAGCGUACACAUGCUUGAUGGGGGAAAGCCGGCGCCCGGCGCUCAGGCGUCAGCGCGCCCACGUUUCUCGAUCUUGCCCCGAGGCCUCGCAUCUUGCGCACUCCCGCUCCAUUAAAAGCCCAACCGCGCCGUACCCAAAGCUCCCUCGAAACCCUAGCCGCCACCUUCCACCAAGGCACCAACCCACCCGCUGCACCCAUCACACCUACGCGCCGACGGCGUACGCCAUGCAGCGCGCCGCCGUAAGGUUCGCUUCCAUGGCCACCCGCCGCUUCGCUGCGUCGGCCACCCGCCCGGGGCUCCCAACUGGCGCGGUGCCUCUUCGGCCUGCCGCGGCGGCGGUGGUCAACGGCACCUCGCGGUCAUCCCUCCAGCCAACUGUUGCUGCCGCCGCGGCGGCUAUGUGUGCCCGGCGCGGGUACGCCGGCAGGUCUCGGGAGACGAAGACGGUCAGCGAGGAGGAGGACGACGACGACGACGGCGACUUCUUCGACGAUAUGUCGUGCGACGAGGACUCCGACGACGACUCCGACGGCGACGAUUUGGAGGACGCUGAUCUGUAUGCUUCCGGAAGUGACUAGGAGGAACCAGUGAAGAAGCGCGGGAGGUGCUGACUGCUGAGAGCUCGGCUCUGUCGAGAAAUUUUGUUGUUUCGUUUCUUUCUCGAGAUGGAGAACAAAAUAAGCCAUGCCAUUUUACCACCAGGCAUGCUCAACAUUAAAUUGUAUGCUACAGGAAAAUUGUUUGUGUUUGUAGUACCUAAAUUUCAGCUUGUUGAAUCGUCAAUUUA
Triticum aestivum (bread wheat) is the source of this 795-nucleotide messenger RNA. RefSeq lists its product as uncharacterized. The coding region runs from base 23 to 586 and encodes 187 amino acids. NCBI's taxonomy places the organism in Eukaryota, Viridiplantae, Streptophyta, Magnoliopsida, Poales, Poaceae. The record is from RefSeq and is a predicted model, not a curated record. The transcript has a single exon.